Messenger RNA from Pelagomonas calceolata, 2207 nucleotides. The record is from the annotation of a GenBank genome assembly. NCBI's taxonomy places the organism in Eukaryota, Pelagophyceae, Pelagomonadales, Pelagomonadaceae.
AUGGAACCCAAAGCAAUGGUCCUCGUCGCAGCAGCAGCCCUCCUCCGGUGGGCAGCAGCGCUUGACUGCAACUGCUCGGCGCCGCCGGCGAACCUGCACGCGUACGACUCGUUAAUUAUCGGAGACGCGACGGCGACCGCGUACGGCCGGGAAGCGGCCCGCAUAAACCUAAACUUGAGCCGGGUGCUGGCCGCGUUUCCGAACGCCGGCAACGAAGACGCGUGCGCCACGUCCGCGGGGCUGGUCGCGUGCCUCGACCCCUAUUUGGCGCGGUCCUGGCGCGCCGUCCACGUCAAUUACGGCCGCGAGGACGCGCGACGCAACGUCUCCGCGGCGGACUACGCGCGGAACCUCGAGACGCUCCGCGACAUGCUCCUGGCGCGGACGACGUGGAAGCUCACGUGGGCGUCGAGCGUCCCGCGCGGCGUUCCGGACGUCCGGCGCCUCGACGCCGCCGCGGAGCGCGUCUUCGCGCGGAACGCGUCGUUCGACGACCUCUCCGCCGUCCUGGACACGAACUGCCGGCUGGAAAACGGGUCGGGCUACCCGGAGACGGCCGGCUGCCCGCGGCUGCAGCGCGGCGACGGCGCGCUAAAGCAACGCGGUGCAUACCUGCUCGGCCUGAACGUCGCCGCGAGUACGCUUGCGAUCUCGGCGGCGGCGGCCGAGAUCAACGACGUCCACGACGAGGGCGGGUCGUCGUCGAGCGACGGCGACGAGGGGCUGCCCGAAUGGGCGGUCGUCGGGAUAUCGUACUCGACGUGUCUGCUCUUCGUCGGCGUCGCGGGCACAGUCGCGCUCUUUUGGCGGCGGCGGAAGCGCCGACGUAUCGACGACGACGAGGCGCUCCUGGAACCGUUACUAGUGGAAAACUCGCAACGCACGCACGGCGUCGUGUUCGACCAAAGAAGCGCGCGCGUGCACGAGGGCGGCAAGGUCAUGUGUGGAGGCUGGUGCUCGAUCUGCGUUCUACUGGCGGCGUUUUGGACCGUCCUGCUUUUGUAUCACUUCCCGCUGCACCAGGAGGGCGACCACAAUUGCGCCUCGCGGUGCCCGGCCGACGCGAACGUGCUGUUCGGCGACAACGCGGUAGACGCAAAUUAUUCGAAGCCGAAUUUGCUUUUCGUCGGAGACUCGAUCUCGGGCCAGAUCGAGCCGCAGGCGCGACGGCUCCUCGCGGCGCACGACCUGGGCACGACGCUCUUCGCGAGCACGGGCAAGGACGGGUACUGCGGCACGAGCGUCGGGCUCCUCGCCUGUGUCGACCCCUACCUGGCCGCGGGCAACUUCACGGUAGCGCACGUGAACUGGGGCAUGCGCGACAUCGCCUGGAAGAUGUACGCCAAGGUGACCCGGGGCGCGUACGCCGCGCACAUGGAGACGCUCUACUGGAAGCUGCGGAGCUCGAUGCCGCCCAACGCCACCAUCAUCUGGGCCACGACGACCCCCGUGCCGUCCUUGUCUGUGUGGAAAUCGAAAUUCGGGCGCCCCACGCCAUCGAUGCGACGUCGUCGCCAAAAACUGCAUCUGCUCGAUGGCGUGGAGUUUUCAGGCCAUCGACGCGACACUGUCCCCGUGACCGCGUCGGCUCGAUGGCGUGGAGGUUCACGAUGGUCCACGCAAUAUUUCUCAGGAUAACCUAACUCUCUGGUUGAUUUCCACACAGGCCCUCGUACAAUAACCGGAAGAACUCGGACGUGCUCGAGGUGAACGACAUCAUCCGGAGCCUCUUCGGGCCGGCCGGCAAGUACCGGGAGGUGAUCAUCAACGACCAGUACGGCACGCUCGUCGACGCGUGCGCGUCGCGGCGCAACGCGUCGGACUGCUUCCCGGAGACGUGCGACUGCCCUGAAGUGCACAAGCACGAGGACAUUCACUUGUCGGAGCUGGGCGCCCGGGCGCUGGGCGUCGCCGCGGCGGCCAAAGUCGCGACGUAUCGAGCCGGGCACUUCGUGCAAACCGCACCCUGGACGGACCGUCGCGACACGCGCGACCGCGAUACGUGGCAGUCGCAGCUGACCGCCUGGCAGCUUGCGCUGCUUUUCCAGGCGAUGCUCGUGGUCUUUGCGAUCGCCGCGGUGGGGUGCUGCCUCGGCUUCGCGCAUCGACGGCGGCGCGCCGCCGUGACGCCGUCGGCGACCUACGGUGCCUUCGACGCCUUCGACAAGCUAUUCACGCCGCCCGCGGUGCCGACGUCGGUGUUUUAG